UCCAAUGCCCCCACACUUUACCAUCAAAUUUUCCCCCACACCACUUCGUCCAUAGUUGUCUUUUCCCAUGCAUCUCUCCUCAACUGAUUGAAUUCAAAGACAAUAAAUUGUAUUUAUGUACAAUUACCUUUCACAUUAAUUCUGCCUGUAUUUCAUUUGGGAAUCAUACUUUCCAGUCUACAAAUUAAAUUAAUUGCCAUAAAAUAAUAUAAUUAGGAUCUUAAAGCCAGAUAUACUUUCCUUUCCUUGUAAACAGAUUCCUCUUUAUAUCUAUAUAUAUAUAUAUAUAUCAAUUGGGACGAUUUCACUUCACUUGCAACUCUGAAAAUGUCUCCUCAGUCUCUUGUAUUGUUUCUCCUCAUCACCAUGGUCGUGGCAACGCCUCUUCGUCCUGGAUUUUACUCUGAAACUUGCCCAAAAGCUGAGCUCAUCGUCCGGGAUGUGAUGAAGAAGGCCAUGAUCAGAGAGCCAAGAAGCGUUGCCUCUGUUAUGCGAUUUCAGUUUCACGAUUGCUUCGUUAAUGGUUGUGAUGCAUCUCUAUUGCUUGAUGACACCCCAACGAUGCUCGGAGAGAAACUGGCUCUUUCCAAUAUAAAUUCGCUAAGAUCUUUCGAAGUCAUCGAUGAGAUAAAAGAGGCUCUAGAGAAGGCCUGCCCGGGAAUUGUUUCUUGUGCCGAUAUUGUAAUUAUGGCUUCCAGAGAUGCCGUUUCAUUGAGUGGAGGACCCUAUUGGGAGGUGAAAUUAGGAAGGCAAGACAGUUUGACAGCCAGCCAAGAAGAUUCAGACAAUAUCAUGCCAAGUCCAAGAUCAAAUGCAAGUUUCCUAAUUGACCUAUUUGUUAAAUUCAAUCUUUCUGUGAAAGAUCUUGUUGCUUUAUCAGGUUCACACUCCAUUGGGCAAGCCAGAUGCUUUUCAGUGAUGUUCAGGCUCUAUAACCAAUCUGGCUCAGGCAAGCCUGACCCAACCAUUGAGACCAAGUACAGAGAAAAGCUAGACAAGCUGUGCCCACUUGGAGGAGAUGAAAAUGUUACAGUAGAUCUUGAUGCAACACCUACAGUAUUUGACAACCAAUACUUCAAAGACUUGGUUGCUGGGAGAGGGUUUCUGAAUUCCGAUGAAACACUGUUUACGUAUCCAGCGACCAGAAAGUAUGUUUUGUUAUUUAGCAAAAACCAAGAUGAAUUUUUCGAGGCUUUUGCUGAGGGGAUGGUGAAGAUGGGAGAUUUGCAGUCAGGGAGAGCUGGAGAGAUUAGAAGCAAUUGCAGGGUGGUAAAUAGAAGGCCUGUGGAUAUUUUGUUAGAGAGCCGAUGAGAAGAGGCAAUGAUAGAUUAGGAAAUUGCAAGGGAUCAAUGCAUAUAAAACUAGAAAAAUAAUAGUACUGAGUGCAAUUUCAUUAGUCUCAUGGAUGUUAUAGCAGAAAUUUGAAUUGAUUAAUAAAUCAUCAGUAUGGCUUUGGUUGCAA
Molecule: messenger RNA, 1462 nt
Organism: Mangifera indica (mango)
Lineage: Eukaryota; Viridiplantae; Streptophyta; Magnoliopsida; Sapindales; Anacardiaceae
Product: peroxidase 17
Exons: 3
Coding region: 328-1311 (327 amino acids)
Biological process (GO): response to oxidative stress; hydrogen peroxide catabolic process
Molecular function (GO): peroxidase activity; heme binding
Source: RefSeq, a predicted model, not a curated record